ACUAGCAGUACAGUCACAGAGUCAGACUAACAACCUGAAACCUACCACCUGUAUGAAUGCUUCUACAGAAAGAACUGCCAUAAUCUGAGGAUCGCUGGUCUGUGAAAGAGGAGAAAAGGAGAUCUUUAUAAAAGUUGUGCUUUGUUUCCCUGUCCCACCAUGAGCGUUGGAGAGGAGGAUGUGAAUAUUGUAAUUGCUUCUAGCACAGCAGGUGGAGAUGAAGGAAGUGGAAGAAUUACACAACCAUCCAUGCCUAGAAGGGCCAUUGCCACAGUUCCUACAAUUGUUUCUGCUUCUACCACCCACACUUCAGGGCCCACACGGACUUCAGCUCCAACUACCCGUACUCCAGGACCAACAACUUUUGCUACGUCGAGGACAUCAGGGACUACUGCUCCCACUACCCAUAACUCAUGGUUAAUAAAUAAUUCUUCCCACACUCCAGGACCCACAGGGACUACAGGUCCUACUGUCAACCCUACAGGAUCAGCAGCUUCAUCUUCCAACAUUCCAAGGUCCACAGGGACUAUUGCUACCAACCCCAUUGUGCCAACAUGGACACCAGCUCCUGCUACCCAUACUCCAAAUUCAACAAGGACUCCUCUUCCUACUAUCCAUACUCCAGGUCCAGUUCGAACCCCAGCUAAUGCUGCAAGGGUUCCUGGCCCCAGUCGAAUACCAGGCCCUGCCAGUGGGACACCCAGACCAGUCCCAAAACCAGAAACUGGAGGUCCCACUGUGAACUACAAGAAGGAGAAAGCCUUUCCUAUUAGAAAAUACUGUGUUCCCACUGUAGCAGUAUUAUUGGUGCUGGCUUCAAUUGCUGUUGUAUCCAUCCUGAUUAAAGUGGUUUUGGAUAAUUAUUAUUAUUUCUGCGUCAAGUCCUUCAAAUUUAUACCUUUGGGACAGCGGUGUGAUGGUAAAUCAGACUGUGCAGGAGAUGAGGAUGAGAGUCGAUGUGUACAGCCUUUCGAUGUCACUGCAGACUCAAAUGUUAGAUUCAAAGAAGCUGGUUCUCUUCUUCAACUCUAUGUGCCAUCCAGAAGCAGCUGGAGUUUUAUUUGCAGUGACAACUGGGAUACUACUAAAGCAAAAGCUGUGUGUGCACAGGUUGGGUAUUUCAGUGAACCAGUGUCCAGUUCUGUCUCUGUCUCUGAGAUUUCUACACCAUCCACAGUAUUGUAUAGUACUGUGCAGGUGCUGAACGACCGAAGUAUCCAGGUUAAUCCAUCUCUGGGGGGAAGUUGCACAUCUGGUCAAGUUGUAUCUCUUAGCUGUGCAGCAUGUGGUACUAGACAUAAGCAACAGAGGAUUAUUGGGGGUAGCAAUUCUGAUAUAAUGAGGUACCCAUGGCAGGUCGACCUACAGUACAUGGGGCAACACAUAUGUGGAGGAAGUAUCCUGAACUCUCGCUGGAUCCUCACUGCUGCCCACUGUUUUGACAAAGGUCAGAGACAAAUUGAUCGAUGGCGUGUCCAGUAUGGAGUAACCACUCUUACAUAUGUGUUUGGAUACUUUGUGGACAAGAUCUUCCUGCAUUCCAGAUACGUGGUCGAUCAUUACCCAAAUGACAUUGCCCUGCUCAAACUCAAAAGUGAUAUAGUUGUAUCAGCAUCUGUGCAGUCUGUCUGCCUUCCUGGAUAUGAUAAUAACUUAGCGGACGGCUCAUCGCUGUGGGUGACAGGCUGGGGUCAUACAGUAGAGGGAGGUGCUGCAAAAGCUUCUCAGCUUCAAGAAGUGACUAUUAAUCUUAUCUCCAGCACUACUUGCAAUCAAGAGUAUGGUGGACAGAUUCUUGACACCAUGUUGUGUGCAGGAAAGAUAGAAGGCGGGGCUGACACUUGCAAGGGUGAUAGUGGGGGCCCUUUGGUUUCAUUGGGACAAAACUCACGCUGGGACCAGGUUGGCAUUGUUAGCUGGGGCGAUGGCUGUGGAAGACCUAAUAAUGUAGGAGUAUACACCAAUGUGCUGUCAUUCUUGAACUGGAUUUAUGGAGUAAUGAGGCAAAUAUCAUAAGCCCUAGGACAGCAUAUAUUAUUUACCCAGACCGUCUUGCUCUGGAGCAAGUAAAUAAGUGGACAUGAAGUAUUGCAAGAGUGUGGUGCUCUGCUGGUCUGAAUGGUCUUCUGGACAAACCCUCUGCAGGACCAGAGCAUGCCAGGAGAUAGAUAUUUAUUUUUAAAAAGUGGUUGAUACCAUACUGAUAAAUGUGAGCUUCACCAAAGCAGUAUUUUGGGAGCCAGAUUCUGAAGAUGUUUCUCAGGAAUCAUUUGCACAUAACUGGGGUGGAUUUAUUUUCUAAACACGGGUGCCAAUUUUUCACAUGAAAAAGGAAAAAACAGGGGUUUUUUUGCAUUUCCCUAUCUAAACAGUGCCAAAACCUGAAAGUGUGUGUGUGUGUGUGUCUGUGUGUGGCCAAACUGUGUGCAAAAUAAACAUAUAUAUAUAAAUAAUCUACAAUUUUUAAAAAUGGCACCAUAAAUGUCACUUUUUUAUUAGUCCACUAACUGGUUAACUACCUACCAAAGCUAUUAGUGUAAACAUGUUUUAAAAAGGCUUAUAGCAUGCUGCAAACACAUGGCCACCUAUUAUCUGUAUGGCAUUACAGAUUAUUAUGGAAUUAUAAUUUAUUUUGUGCCAUUCUAAUCCUUUUCCUGAGCAACAUGCGGUGAACUUCAACCUCAAGGCUUGACCUGUUCAGUAGUCAGAUCUACAUUUAUUGCACUUGGAUGUAUAAAUGUAUACAGUAUAUUAAAUGAGUGUUAUUUGUUUUCCUUAAAUAUAAUGUUAUAUAAUUUAAAUUGUGUGCUUUUGACACAAGUACUUUACACUUUGAUGUAAUGGCCAAAACUAUACAGACAAAGCAUCAACGUCCACCCUAGUGUGAGGUAGGGUGGACAUGUCUAAUAGUUCUACAUACAAACAGCCUAUUUACAAAAUCAUAUAGUGAUUUUAACAUUGCCCUUUAGCAUGGCAUUAAAAUACAUAGAUGGACAGACUACAGGCCUGGAUUGGUAAUCUGUCCAUUCUGGCAAAUGCCUGGUAUGCUGCUCCAUGAUAAAGUGGGCCAGGGAAACUGGUGGGAGCUGCUGAAUGGGAGCCGGAAACUGCCAAAUGGGAGCUGAAGAUAAAGCAGCCAAAUGGGAGUCAAAGAAGAAGCCACAGAGGAGAACAAAGAAGCUGCUGUUGCCUAGGAGGAAGAAGACUGUCUAACUGCCCAAUGGUUUUUAAACUUGGAGGAACUGGCCACCAAUAUUUUUUUUAACUGGGGGGGGGCUAGCCACCAAUCUUUUUUAACUUGGGGGAGCUGGUUACCAAAGGUCUUUUAACUUGGAGGGGGCCACCUAUUAGUUUUUUUUUCAUAAAAGAUGCAUCAGGAGGAAGCCUAACUUGGAACCUUAAACUAUUUGGCCACUAUUUAGCAGAGCAAUGAAUGGAUUCCCUAAAUAUCAGCAUAUUCUUGAUGUCAAUGUGAAAGUCAGCCAAGAAGCUAAAGAGGGGAUGGCAUCUACAACAAGAGAAUGAUCCUAACCCUACCUCAAAAGCAUCCAUGAGUUACUUGAAGAAAAACAAGCUGAAUAUUUUGGAAUGGCUCUCAGUCCCUCGUCACUGAAAAUCUGUGGGCAAAUUUUUGCAAUAUGGACAGAGAAGUUUACAGAAUUAGAAGUGAUCUGCAAAUAGAAGUGGGUUUGAAAGACUUGAAAUACUGGAUAUAAAAGGCAUUUACACACUGUGAUCUGUGGAAAAGGAAGCAUAAAUAAAUAGGUGCUCAAAAUGUUGCACAUACCAAAAUUACUAUUUUCUUUGUUCCUGUGUUUUAAAGUUUGUGAAAUAAAAAUGUAACUGUGCAUUAA
Molecule: messenger RNA, 3854 nt
Organism: Xenopus laevis (African clawed frog)
Lineage: Eukaryota; Metazoa; Chordata; Amphibia; Anura; Pipidae
Gene: tmprss4.S
Product: transmembrane serine protease 4 S homeolog
Exons: 13
Coding region: 160-2016 (618 amino acids)
Biological process (GO): proteolysis
Cellular component (GO): membrane
Molecular function (GO): serine-type endopeptidase activity; peptidase activity; hydrolase activity
Source: RefSeq, a predicted model, not a curated record